This is a messenger RNA of Castor canadensis (American beaver), 3198 nucleotides long. The record is from RefSeq and is a predicted model, not a curated record. NCBI's taxonomy places the organism in Eukaryota, Metazoa, Chordata, Mammalia, Rodentia, Castoridae.
AUGGCCCAACUCACCACUCCUGAAUGUAUCAUAAGCCAGAGCCCAGGAGUAAAGAGCUCAGACAACAGAGUCCUGCAAAACAUGGAACCUAAACUCAAGCAAAUCCCCUAUUUUCGCUGUGAGAAGGGAAGUGAUUCGGUCCCCGUGUGCCAGAAGUGUGAAGCAUGUGUCUUAGCAUGGAAGAUCUUUUCUACCAAAGAGUGGUUCCAAAGGGUCAACGACAUAUCACAGAGGAGAUUUCUAGCCAGCAUCCUACAACAGUUAAACAGCUUGUACUUGUUAAGGUAUUUCCAAAAUAUCCUGCAGACCACCCAGGGAAAGGAUUUCACCUAUAACAGGUCCCGGAUCAACCUCAGCAGGCAGGAGGGGAUGAAGGCGAAGGUCAUGAAGUCUUCCUUGAACCGGAUGUUGGAUAAAGCAGCAGAACAGAAGAUGAGGGAACUCUUGUUCUGGUUUGGCAACAGCACUCACCGGACCAAGGCAAAUUACACUCUCUUGCUGCUGCAGAUGUGCAACCCCAAAUUACUGCUCACUGCUGCCAGUGUAAUCAGAGUCCUGUUUCUGAGAGAGUGGAACAACAUCUCAGAGCUCCAUCAAGACUCUGCCGAUGUACUGUUUUUCCCUGAGAAAGAUGACAAGUCUGAGGUCUCACAUGUCUAUUGGGCGGCUAAACCCAGGCCCAUACCAUUCCCUUUGUCCAAAGCCUCAGCAAAUAAAAGUAUGUUUGAAAAUGAGGCAGGAAAAACAACUACAUCUGGUAAGUUGGAUAAUAAUUCGCUGUACUAUAUUUCCGAGAUGAAUAAGCUAUUUUCUACACAAUCAGGCAUACACGAGCCAGGGCAUGAUCACUUCAAUCUGCUGAUGAACGCAGAUGAUGUCAGAGCCCUGUCUUCUGGGUUCAGCCAACACCGGGACUUUAUCCGUCACCUCCCCAUCCACCUCUCCAAGUACAUUCUAAGAAUGCUGGAUCGAAAUAGCCUGAACAGAUGUGCCUCCGUGAGCCAGCACUGGGCUGCUCUGGCCCAGCAGGUCAAGAUGGACUUGUCCAUGCAUAACUUCAUUCAGAACCAGAUUUCUCUCUUGCAGGGUUCCUACACAAGGGGAAUAGAUCCCACUUACGCCAAUAAGCUUUCUAUCCCAGUUCCUAAAAUGAUAGAUGAGAAGACGUGCAUGCGUAUGAAAAAUCCAAAGUGGAAAUUGAGAACAAAGACUGACUACAGCUUGUGGACUGCGUACCAGAACCAGGAGACUCAGAUGAUCCCAAUGGAGGAGAGGAAUGUUUUCUGUGGCACUUACAAUGUCCGCAUUGUCUCUGACACGUGGGACCGGAACAGAGUCAUCCACUACACUGGGGGAGACCUGGUAGCCCUGUCCUCCAAACGGAACGUCUACCUCCUGGACAUCGCCCAUGUCAAGUUGCUGCCCAUCGAGUUCCGAGGCCACGCGGGCACCGUGCGCACCCUCUUCCUGUGCGAGGAGGAGAAAGUCCUCCUGAGCGGCAGCUAUGACCUAAGCAUCAGAUGCUGGGAUCUGAAAACUGGAGCUUGCAUACGAAUCUUCUAUGGCCAUCAGGGGACAAUCACUUGCAUGGAUUUAUAUAAGAAGAGGCUCGUGUCUGGGGCAAAGGAUGGCCAGGUGAAAGAAUGGGAGUUACACACAGGAAAGUGCCUGAAGACGUUUAAACACAAAGACCCUAUCCUGGCCACCAUCAAUGACACUUACAUUGUGAGCAGCUGUGAGCGAGGGUUAGUCAAAGUGUGGCAUAUUGCCAUGGCCCAGCUGGUAAAGACUCUCACUGGGCACGAGGGAGCCGUGAAGUGCCUGUUCUUUGACCAGUGGCAUCUCCUUUCUGGAGGUGCUGAUGGCCUGGUAAUAGCCUGGAGCAUGGUGGGAAAGUACGAGAGGUGCCUGAUGGCCUUCAAGCAUCCAAAGGAGGUGCUCCACGUGGCCCUUCUCUACCUCCGGGUCAUCAGUGCCUGUGCAGAUGGCAAAAUCCGCAUUUACAGUUUCCUCAACGGGAACUGUCUGAAGGUGAUAAAAGUUGAUGCCAGAGGUGACCCUGUGCUGUCUUUCUUCUAUCAGGUCGACAGGAUGGUGGUCAACACAGAGAGCAAUAUUCUUAUGUUCAACUUUGAGCAUGUGAAGUGGCAGUAUGCCCAUGAAAAAAGUAAACAGAAGAAGAAGAAGGAUAGAGAGGAUGAAAAGGAGGAAAGCAGCCUUGGGGACAUUCCUUCCAAGUCUAGCACUCAGGUUUAUAGCCUGAAAGAGUCUGAGACCCAGGAGUCACAAGUGCCUAAAUUUCCCAAGGCCCGCGUUCCUGUGAAGCCGCCCAAGACACCUUCAGCCAUGUUAUUAGAGAUACCUGAACAACAAGGAAGGCCCAAAUCACCCCGAAAAAAUGCAGAUGAUGUGGAAACUCCUGUAAAACUGUUCAGUCUCUCAAAGAAAAAGUUUUGGAAAACCUUUAUAUCACCUGACCGGUUCCUCUUGACUGUCAGUGCCCUGCAACAAGCCCAUAAUUCCGGGGAAUUUGCCUAUCCACACAGGCCCCAAACCCAAGUCAUUGAUGCCUGGGGACCUUCAAUUUCAUACCCAAGGAAGGUCCUAAAUUUCAAAGGAAAAACAAUGCAACAUGAAGUUGAUCGGUUGAGAUGCAGCAAUCCUCCCAUAGAUGUGAAGCAAACCAAAACUCCCCUUGAAAUCCAGAAACUGCAGCCCAACUUGAAAAAAUCUUUGCACAGUCCCAGAGUUCAGUCUACCAUCCCCCAGCCCAUGGUUAUCCGCUCCAAGUUCCCUGGCAGCUUAAAGGGUGAAGAACAGUUGACCAGUUCAAUUGAUGGAGCAGUACGCAGUAUGGGCCCCCUGACCAGCAUGCAGGUCAUUAAACCCAGCCGGAUACUAACUCCACAAGUGUGUAUAGACACCCUAGCGCUCAAGAGAGAACGGUCUCGCUUCUAUACCACCCUGGAUCCCUUCCGAAUGCACAACGAGUUCAUGCUAUUGACUGUGAAAGAGGAGAAACAGUACGAGGAAGCCAAGAUGAAGGAGUAUCAGGCCAGUGAGUCCACCAGAGCAGUGGAUGCGGGAAAAGACAGUAAAACUGCAUGGAUCCGGAAGAUUAAAGGUCUGCCUAUUGAUAAUUUCAUGAAGCGAGGGAAAAUAGCAGCCCCUGAACUCGGACAAAAUGUAUUUAUCUAA